Messenger RNA from Lolium perenne, 760 nucleotides. NCBI's taxonomy places the organism in Eukaryota, Viridiplantae, Streptophyta, Magnoliopsida, Poales, Poaceae. The record is from RefSeq and is a predicted model, not a curated record.
UGAAGAAACUCCAACUUUAGAUGUGGCUGCUCGAACGAGCACGUCACAUACUUUAGUAAUUUCAGAAAAACCAGUUGAAGGGGAGGAAUCGUCGCCUCCUCAACAAAAUGUUGAUACAUCUACUCCUCCUUCGAGCCCCCGUGCCCCUUCACCAAAAAGGGCACGGGUUGAAAAGAUUGUUGAUCCUGCCCCUCAGUUGGGCAGUUCGUCGACUCUGCUCUUAGAUGAUCCAAUGAUCAAAGAGCUUCUUCGGAUCGGGUCCCAAUUUGUUGGGUACCGUGAAUAUGCCGCCAGAGCCGAAGAAAAACUUUCAGAGGCCAACGAACGUGUCGACGCACUUGCUCAAAAACUCGAGCAAAGUGAGGCGGCUCGCAAGAAAGCUGAACUUGCUGCUAGUGAAGCCAAGGCCGAGGCUGAUGAAGCCAAGGUGAAAGCUGCUAGUGUUGAAGCGUUGCAGAAAAGUCUCACAGAUGCUGAAUCUGCCUUGAAUGAGCAGAAAACUGCACAAGCUGCACGUGAGCAAGAUAUCAUCAAGCGCUUGAAGUCGCAAAGUCGACGUACGCUAAGCAUAUGCAGAUUCGGGCAAGAACUUUUCAAGAACGAACAUGAGGAAGCAUAUCUCCAACACACCACCCACCGCCGCCUUUCCACCUGCGCGGCCAAGGACGACGGCGCGCACCCACGGACGCCGCUAGCCGUCAUAGCCGAUGCCUCCUCUCCACCCGAGGCCACCUCCCAGGCACCCAAGAAGCCCUGCUAA